Anoplopoma fimbria (sablefish) is the source of this 3932-nucleotide messenger RNA. Its product is annotated as zinc finger protein Xfin. The coding region runs from base 331 to 3336 and encodes 1001 amino acids. The record is from RefSeq and is a predicted model, not a curated record. NCBI's taxonomy places the organism in Eukaryota, Metazoa, Chordata, Actinopteri, Perciformes, Anoplopomatidae. The transcript has 3 exons.
CCCCUUUUGGGUCGUUCUGUUCUGCAGCUGCGGUUCCUCUCUGCUCGGCUCCAUGCUCGUCCUCCUGCCACACCAUCACAUCUGUGAACCGCAGAACCGAGAAGAGCCGCGGAGUGCAGAUGUCUGCGGGGACAUUUGGUCUCUUUGAGAAGGACAAAGAGAAAGAAAAAACACCCUAAUGCUCCUGCUCUCAAUGGAAACCUUUCUGGAUCCUUUCAACAAGACCUUGGGGUUAUGUAUAUGAAUACAGCUCACUGAGACGCUGACUGGCCUACUGGCGACUUCUUUGCAUGACUACAACAACAGGAUUGCCUAAUACGUUUGGCUGCCAUGAUGCUUGGGUUACAGGGAAGUACUUCGUCCCCCAAAGUGUAUCGCUGUGUGGCAUGUUCAGCCACCUUCACUGGACUGGCCUCUUUGCUCGUUCAUCAGGCAACCCAUGCCGGUGCACUCUCCAAGGUCACUGCCGCUUCACAGCCUAACAUCAGCCCACGUGAAACACUGUUCUCAAGUAUGGACUCAUCUAGUGAGCACCCCAGUCCACCGACACACUUACCUGAGAGCCAGUCUCCCUCUUUUUUUAUUUGUGAUUGUGGAGAGGAGUUUCAGGACUUUGGUCUUAUGCUGCAGCAUAAGCAAUCACAUAUCUCUCAGCCACAGCUUCUGCAACCUCUGGAUAGUAAUAGUGUUCUCUCUAGUGGAACAGGGUGUGAUAAAGUCGUUCCUUCCCAUCAUGCAUCAUUCGUUCCAACUGUAGCUCAGCCAGCUUUGGUCUUUAGUUGCCCCUCCGUCUCAAGUUUCCCUGCUGUCGAACUACCCACAUUAACAGACCAUAAAGCAGAUGUAAGCCUGGAGGGUGGCAUCUCCAUAGUAACCACUCCUCAAGGCCAGUCUGCACCACUUCAACAUCACAGUGAGAAACGACUUGAAACCAUGUCAGCCACAGCAGAGAAAAUACCAGAGACUGUCGACGACAUUUGUUUGCAGGACAAAACAAAUUCUGUUCCCAGCAGUGAAAAGGGUGAAAAUUUGCCCAAAAAUAACUCUCUAAUGAAGUUGCUGGCAUCAGCAUACAUGAAGCGAUUUCAAAAUCCUCUUUCACAGAAUCAUAACGAUAACACUGUCACCCCCAAACAAGAAGUUGUCCCUGUUGAUAUAACACCAGUUGCAAAAACUGAGGUGUCCCCGAUAAACGAUCUCUCAAUUGCACAGUUGAGGCGGCUGCUUGCAAAACCUGGUAUAAAGACAAAAGCUCCAUCCAUCAGCAGAAUUCUUGAGUCCAGUAAAAAAAAGGUUGUCUCUCUGACAAAGACUUUCUCACCUGUUGUGGUUCUUGAAACCCGUCAAAAGCUCAUGGCUCCUGGCAGUAAUGGCACAAAUGGGAGAUAUCAAUGUGGCCGCUGUCGAAGGAUCUUUCAAAAUUUGGACAAAUUGACAGAGCAUCAUUUCUUGCACAAAAAGGAGAGGAUUCAAUGUUGCCGUCGCUGCAAACAGCUUAUCAUUGGGCGGCUUCCUUUACCUGACAAUCACGUGUGCCCUCAGUUAGGAAACAAAACCGUACAGCCAUCAAGCUCUGUUAAAAAAAAGUCACCUUUGCCUCAGAAAAUAGUGCCAUUCCACAAUCUAAACAAUUCAAAAAAAGUCUUCUUUUGUCCGUUGUGCAAGCACAGCUAUGCACGCAGGUGGAACCUCAAAAUGCACAAGUGUCAGGGCCCAGGGUCAGCCCCUUCUCCACAGGCCAAUCCCUCCAUUCAGAAAAUGCCAGUUUUGAGAUCAAACAGUGAACCCACAACAGAUGCAGGGGUUAAAGCUGGAUCUCAACUCAACAAGAGUAUUGCCAUUGGCACUGAAGCUACUGGUCAUAUCAAGGUAGAGGUCAACUCUCCAGAUUCACAGCAGUCUGCAGCUUCACAGUUGGCCUGGACUCAUCCAGCAAAAAGCUUCUCACCAUUCUGCUCCAAAUCUUCCAUGAACGAGGAGCAAAGAGAUGCCUCUCUGUCUGGAAUUUCGCUCCAGCUAGGACAAGAAAACAGUAGCUGGGAUUCAGAAGCAGCAGCAGUUGAUGAUCAAGACAGUGAUGAAGGGGAGUGGACAAUGCCCUUGGAUGAUGAACUUGAGGUGCUUGGCUCUACAAAGAAAGCUGGUAAUGACACACAGGUGAGGAAGUCUGCAGAGACGGUGAACCCCAGCCUGCGCUAUUUUGUCAGCGGUGGUGUGAAACGUUACCCCUGUAACAGGUGUCAGAAAACCUACAGUCGCCCAUCUACUCUGAGGCGCCAUCUACGGCUGUGCGGAUUUAGGCCACGUGGACCCGUAGCACAGAGUGGUCAUCAGGGUUCCACUCCAGUUACUGCCAACAAUAUGAAACCAAUGUUUGCGUGUUUUGUCUGCGGUAAGAACUUUAACCGCAAAGAUAACAUGAUGGUUCACAGAAAGAAAUGUCAGUUGCAACGAACGAUAAAAGAUGGUGGACAGGUGGAUGGAAGGACUGUGCAGCAGGCUAUGCCGGGCAUUGCAACAGAAUGUCAAACCAAGGAGGAUGAUGGAGGAAACUGGGGCAUCAUGUCACUCCCCUCAGUACUUCCAAGGAGGGUGACGUGUGAGUGUGGGGUUGGAUUUACAUCCCCAAGGCUUCUUCUGGAGCAUCUGCAGAAGCAUGCACAGGAAUCCUACACAUGUCCAACUUGUGGAGAGACUGUUAAUUCCUGGGCAGACUAUGAAGUUCAUCUGCAGAUCCACAUGCAUCCUCAUCACCAGCUGCUGAAGGGACUUCAACCACAAAGAUCACAACCUCUGCUACUUAGAUUUCAGCAACAGCCACCUCAGCAGCAGCAGCCAUCUCAGUCAGUGCAUCAGCCUCUGCAGAAGCAGCCACGCACAGAGCAGGUUCCAAAUCCAACAAAGAAGCAGCAGCGGAUUGUUUGCUCACGAUGUGGCAACACUUUCUCCACUCGCUGCUCCCUUCGCAGGCACUUGUCCUGGAACCGAUGCAAAGGUGUGCGGGCUACAAAUCCCACAAACCCACCCAGAACCUACCACUGUUCCAACUGCAACUCUGACUUCCCCAACACAAUCAGUCUUAUGUUUCACCAGAGGAGUGGGGCUUGCAAGCCCGCCAUCAAGCCUGUGCGCUGCCCUGUUUGUCUUCGCUGGUUUGGCACUGUGGACGGAUUACAGAAACACCUGCUCACUCACAAACAGUCUGAAUCAUAUCGCUGUGAUGUCUGUCAGGGUACAUACCCAAGUCUGAAAUCACUUAAAAACCACCGCAGGAGGAUUCAUCGCAUCAUGGCUGGAGACACAAAGCCAAAAACACAAGAACAGCUGACUUCUUAAUCACACAAAAAAAAGGCUAACAUGGGAGUGGUGCACACAAAAACAGAUCACAUUUUUAUUAUAGCUUGUUUUUUUUCCAUAUGUGCCAAUGUGUUUUACUUAAGGUGUUUUUGUGACACUGUACAGCCACCAGAUGAGUGUAUUUUUUAUUUAUUGUGGGUGUGUUAUUGUAGCUUGCCAAUGUUAAAAAAAAAAAAAAGCUUUGGUAUACUGUACAAUAUUUUUUUUCUAUCAAGUUAAUCCCCUUUUAUGAUAUAGCUUCAUUAGACUGUAAAUGUUUCUUAACAUUUGGUAAUCAAACUUUUUAUCACAGAGUAUGUGAUGUAGCUGCUUGUUGUUCCUGGUGUUAAUAAACUUACCAGUUGUAAAACAUGUUGGUUAUGUCUUUUCGUGUGUUAUGGGACCACAUAGUUCUUGUAAGACAGACAUUUUCAUUGAAUAAAAAGGUCUCAUCCAAAAGAAACUUGUGUACUUUAUAAAUAACUUGUUUUAAUAAAAGUCCUAGCUGAAAGGACCAGGGAGUCAAAUGUGUACAUGAUUUUUGCUAAAUGCAGAUGCAGCAUGCAAGAAUCCAUGGGGAAAUCUGAAAACUACAC